Molecule: messenger RNA, 1558 nt
Organism: Haliotis rubra (blacklip abalone)
Lineage: Eukaryota; Metazoa; Mollusca; Gastropoda; Lepetellida; Haliotidae
Exons: 9
Coding region: 287-1435 (382 amino acids)
Source: RefSeq, a predicted model, not a curated record
UUUGUUAGUCAGGAGAAACGUUAGUAUUUUGUGUGUGUUUCUCUUGGUCUAGGCGCCUGGAUUGAAAUCUCUAAAGUUUUCUUGAGGUAGACAUCGACAAACUCACAGACGUAUCCUCAUUUGUCAACUGCUAGGGCGGGGUGCGCUCGCUGUUUCACAAUCGCCAAGUGCCGUCGCUACUUGGUGAGGUGCCGUUGGCACGUUCUGGUGGUGUUCUUGGACUGGAAUUGAUCUUUGUGGCUUAUAUUGACAUAACGUUUUGUGACAACAUUGUCAUUCCAACAUCAUGCAUUCUCGACAAGUACCUGUCUAUUCUGGAAUCUUGUUUUUGUCGUGUGUCUGGAUACAUGGAGUGGACAGUAAACCUAAAGUAAUUACAGCGACAUCUCGGGUCAAUCAAAAUACAACAGUCCAGGCGGGCAGUGAUGUUGUAUUAGAGUGUACAGGUGCGGUUUCAGAUAGAGGCACCUGGUACAAAACUGACAAGCAGCGGGACUAUAUUGCGUAUGUGGAGCUCAACAAAGAGUUAUGCAACAUAACCCAAGAACCAGUAUCGCUGCCUGGCCUAUCAUUGGGAAAUGAAGACUGCGCCAAACAUGCUCUGAAAAUCUCCAACAUCAGCAAGGAGCACGAAGGAACAUGGACGUGUCAAAUCGAAAAAUCAACAACCCAGAAGCUUCAUGUCCAUGUUGUGGCAUCGGCUACAGAAUCAACAUCCCACGUCACUGCUACGGCUGGUGUCCCUGGCUCUACUCCUGACGCAACUACUGAGUCGACAGCCCCUGCUACGGAUACAAACAGUGCUGGGUAUACGACUGAAGGCAGAACCCAGGACUCGGUAAAUCCCCAAACUCCCUCUGUGACUUCCAUGACAACCAUCCUAGGUGGAACUGUUGGUGGCGCACUUGUCCUACUGGCUGCUAUCCUCACCGUCUGCUGUUUACUUCGAUCAAAGAAAGAAAAACAAAACAAUGGCUCAGCUCGGGAGCCUGUCAAUGGGGAUCAUAGACAUCAAGAUCCUGAACAAAGAGAAGAUGCUGGGAUGGUGGACAACGUCCUGUAUGACAGUUACGGUGGAGACGUGGGACAGGCAGCUAAACACCAGGAUCCCCUGGUGCUCGCUGGUAGAUCUCAACCUGACAGUGUGGUUGGAGACAUAUAUGCCAUCCCGGAUAAACAACGAACAUCAACACUGAAUGCUGAGUCCCCUGAUAGAUCUCAACUUGACAGUGUGGUUGUAGACAUAUAUGCCAUCCCGGAUAAACAACGAACAUCAACACUGAAUGAGGGGGCAGCUGCAGGUGAUGUAUACAGCGUGGUACAGAAACAACCCAAGUCCGAAGGUGAAACAAUGCCACUCCAGUCAACGGACAAAGAUGCUGAGAUGUCCGAGCUGUACAGCCAGGUUCAGAAGCCCCAGAAGAACGGGAAGUGAGACACGAGUUGAAGACAUUCGGCCAUGUCCCAUACAGUGGAGUACCUUUGUAGACUAUACAUGUGAUGUAUCAUUUCAAAAGUUGAUCCUUGUCGUUCGGGUCUUUCAACACCACGUGAUCAG